AUGAUUGCAUAUUACAUCACCAGGGCAACAAGUGCAAAGUGCAAUUUCGCGCCCGUCAGCACAUUUAUAGCUCAGAAUAUCAAUCUGAGUUCUAGGAUAGAAAAAUACUUUGUACCUAGAGGACCCAAGAAAUACCUUUUUUGCCACGAGCCUAAGGUUAUUUCAAAUGCUCAAAGUGUUGCUCAAGGACGCGAAGUGGUAAUUGCCCUUUGUGCCCAUGAUUCAUCGGGGCAGCCAGGUGUAGAUUAUCCCAUAUUAACAUCGAUUCCUGCUACGUCAUUCAAAUGUCAAGACCAAAAAAGUGGUUAUUAUGCUGAUCAAGAGACGCAUUGCCAGGUUUUUCACGUAUGUAAUAAUGGAAAAAAAAUCUCAUUUCUGUGCCCCAACGGUACUAUUUUCCAACAAUCUCAAUUAAUUUGUGAUUGGUGGUUCAAAGUUGAUUGUGAUAACUCAAGAGAUUAUUAUGAUCAAAGUGCUAAUUUUUUAGCUGAAGAAGAAAGAAAGCGUGUUGAAAAAAAAAGAUUACAAUCUGAAUUUUAUAGAGCCCGUUAUGAGUAUAGUAAUAGUAAUACGACUGAAAAACAGCUAGUUCAAUACGAUGGACGGCAAAAUGGUAGAAUGAAUCCUUUUAAUCAUUUAGUUUCUAAUAAUUUCUUUAAUAAUAAAGACCACAGUACUAAGCAUUCUCGGAUUACAAACAUAAAUACUAUUCACCAGAUCCCAGUGAUGAAACAGAAGAACCAAAUCAAUUUAAGGGAGGACAAUAUCGCUCAAGAAAUAAUUGCAGAUGGUACUCAGAGUAGGCUAACUAAAAAAAAAAAAACUACUUCCUCUAUUGAUGGAAGAACAACUCAAGUACAUAAUUACAGGCAGAAAGAUAUUUAUAAAUAUAAAGAGCAAGUAAAGUUACAAGAGGAAGAUAAAGACUAUGUAUCAGCAGAAAAUUUGAAUGCUCAGCGUGAGAACAAAAUAUACACAAAACUGACAACAGUAUCUUCACUUGUACAUAGUGAAACUACCCGGAAUGUCAUUAAUAAAACACUACCAAUUUAUAAAGAAAUUACUAUAUUUCGUACUUCCACAACAAGUCCUCCUGAAACUCAACACUUUGCUGAAAGUUCAUCAUUUAUUAGCCAUGGUAGUAGUAAUAAAUUACAUCAUUUUAAUCAACUAUAUGAUCCAGCCUUCAUACAUAAUGAAGAAAGUAUUAUAACACAAAUGCAAAAAUCUUAUCAAACUACUGAGAAUGGAGCCACAGAUCAAAAACUAAGUUUAAGCGAUGAACGCCUUGUGCUACCAACGACAAUGCUGUUGGAGAAUACUCCAAUACCUACCUUCAAUUUAAGUGCUAAAAUUUCCACGAAUUUUACAUACUUAAAUGAUCAUGUAUCAGACAAUAAUACGCAGCAUGCUAGACAGAAAGACGAUCACUAUGGAUACAAGUCGCAAAAGCCCUCUUUUCUCAGUACUGACGAUAAGAGUUAUCUUCCUUUCCAGCAUGCUACAUAUGCACAAGCAGCUAAUUCUGACAGUCCAUACCGUACUAAAAAUACACAUUAUAUAGAAAAAAUUCUCGAUUAUAGUAAGCUUACAGUAAGUCCGUACACUCGCCAGAUUACCUAUUCACAAGAAUUUGAUGUAGAAACCGCAACUUUAGAUGCAAUAAAAAAAACGUAUUCUGACGUAACAGAAUCCACUUUAAACUACAGCAAUGCUUAUUUUAAAAUAUUUAGGCCAUUAAAAUACAAUAUUUCCUAUGAUCUGAGUCAUGAAAAUGUUUCUACACAAAACAGAGACACAACAGAAUUAUACAUUAAUCAUGAAGAGCUUGUUACCAGUACAACUCAACAAGAAAGUUCUAAGAUCUUGCAAGAAAAUUCUGCAGAUAAUACCGAAUUACCAAAUUAUAAUCAUAGUAUCAGUGGUAUUGUGAUAAGUGAUAUGAAAGUAAGAAAUAACGUGCAAACUUUAGAUCCUAGUUUAUUAGAUCAUUUUCUACAACAUGGAAACAAAGUGUCUCUUAACAAUUCACAAAAAAUUAUAUCUACCUCCAGCUCUUAUGUUCCAUUUACAAAGAGUUAUCGAUAUGCAACAACUAGUACUACUAGAUCUAGUUCUACACCGCUAGGUUAUUAUAUUAAAAGUAUUGAUCUCAAUCCCGGAUCUAGUGACUUCAUGUUAUCAGAAUUAGAAAAAAAAAGUAAAAAAUCAACUUACUUACCUGAAGCUCGUCAAGCAGUAAAUGGUAAUAAAAGUAAAGAAAUUAAUAGCAGGCCCUUAAACGAAAAAGAACAUGCAAGGAGCAUGCUUCAAUCUCUUCAAGAUAUCGAUAAUUUCUCAUCGCAUUUUGGUUUAAAUAAUAUUAAAGUAAAUCAAACGUCUCCAAAAUAUCCAAAAUCAACCGAGCCAUUAACAUUACAUUCACUAGCACUGUAUGUAGCCAAUACUAAUGACGUGUAUGAUCAAGAAAUGUCAACUGUAGUGAUCAGUGAUGUCACUAGUACAGAAAAAAAAAUUUUUUCUGGCAUUGAACUUCCUAUGAAUAUUCUAACACAGCACACAAUUACCUCAUAUGCAGAGCUUUUUAAUUUAAAUAACGCUAUUGAAAAUAGUAUAACUAAUGAUAAUAGUUAUUAUAAUAGUGAGGAAACUUUAAGUGCUGAUGAAAUAAAUGACUUAGAUAUUCAACAGAGUGAGGGACCUUUAAAUGCAUUCAAAAAAUCUAACAGUACUCGAGUAAGAGAGGUUGCACAUUUGUUUACACGAGCUCUAUCAGCUUACUUAAAGGAUCCAGAUGAAUUUAGAAAAAUACUUAAUAAUAUCAGACCUACAGAGCCACCAUUCAAUAAGCAUAAUCAAACAUCUUCAGUUACUUUAUUCACCACGGAGGAUUAUCCAUCCGUAACAAAAGAGAGAGACGAGGUUUUGGAAUUUUCAGACGAUAAUAAUAGAGUACGAAAAAAGACCUUCAAGGCUUUAGACUUACAAACAGUUACAAAAAAAUCAACAAAUAUAUUAAAGGAAACUACUUAUCAACCAUACUACACAUUUGAAUAUUUAACAAGUAUAAAUGUAUAUUCUAAAGAACAUUCAGAUGCAGCUGAAAUGCAUAGAAAUAAACAAAAAAAUCUUGAUAAUUUGGAAGACUCAACUGAUAAAACCUACGUCCUUGAUAGUUCAAGAAAGAAGGGUCAAAUUUUUGACUAUGAACUGUCUACUGCAUUGGAAGAAGUUUCUAGUAGUCCGAAAUAUUUAUCGUCUCCAAAAAAAAACACUGAAGAAAAAUAUCAGCAAAAAAUAAGUCAGCCUGUGUUGGAACAGAGAGAUGGUGUUCUGGCCAAUGGUAAUUAUUGGUCAUAUUCACCUAAAGUGACUGACUUAUGGGAAACUAAUUUAUUUUUAGAUCCAGAUCAUAUAAACCGUGGUCUCGAUAUAGAUGAAAAUAUUGUAAAAACUUUGAAUUCUAAUUCUGGAAGCACAAAUUUGAAAAUGAAACAUAAUUUUGAACAAAAAAGAGCAAACAGUUCACUAACAACAAAUAGUUUAAUUAAAAAGUGGACUUACAAUGAAAGUGACUUACCAACUUUACUUACCUUAUUACCAGACUUAUACGUAAGUACAAAAAAUUUAGUCACAUCAGUUCCAAAUGAUGUUCUUAAGCCUGUGAAGCAGGUUACAAAGAAUCCUGUUGUUUCAACGACUCAUACGAUUUAUCGAAAGAAUGGUGAUGCAAUGUCCACUGUAAGAAAUAACAAUGUGAGUAAAGAUGACAUCCAAAAAGCUAAAAAAAUGUUCGACACAUUAAAUGAGACAAGUACAAAUACAUUAAUGGAUGUUAUAAGACAGGCAGAAAAUAAUUUUACUGUUAGAAAACUUGUCUUGUUGCUAAUAAGUUACAACGACGAGCCUAUUAGCGAGAAGUCAGAUAACCAAAAGCAAGAACUUUUAAGAACCUUACUUAGGAUUCCGAUCCAUGGAAAGAAAGAGAAUGAAUCCGAAAAAAAAUUUGAAAACACUAGUACAAAUUAUACGUCAAUAAAUACUCCAUCGGUAGAUAUCAGAAGUCAUUUAAUGCCUGGUAAGCUAUCAUCAUUACCUUUCAUAUCAAGGUUUACUACGCCAAAAAUAUCUUUGUUGUAUAAUGGAAUCAAUAAGCUUGAUGGAACAACUGUGGAUGAUAAACAGUAUUCAAUUUUAGAAAAAAGAGGUGCUUCUGAAAAAAGAGCUCUUGAACUACUAAGAUCGAUUUAUUCGAUUGCAGCCAAAUGGGGAUAG
Copidosoma floridanum is the source of this 4275-nucleotide messenger RNA. RefSeq lists its product as uncharacterized. Gene Ontology annotation, cellular component: extracellular region. NCBI's taxonomy places the organism in Eukaryota, Metazoa, Arthropoda, Insecta, Hymenoptera, Encyrtidae. Gene Ontology annotation, molecular function: chitin binding. The record is from RefSeq and is a predicted model, not a curated record.